Manacus vitellinus (golden-collared manakin) is the source of this 987-nucleotide messenger RNA. It is a transcript of the gene HS3ST6, whose product is annotated as heparan sulfate-glucosamine 3-sulfotransferase 6. NCBI's taxonomy places the organism in Eukaryota, Metazoa, Chordata, Aves, Passeriformes, Pipridae. The record is from RefSeq and is a predicted model, not a curated record. Gene Ontology annotation, molecular function: [heparan sulfate]-glucosamine 3-sulfotransferase activity.
AUGGGGUGCUCGGGCGGGCUGCUGGGACCCGCCGGGGCCGGCCGCGAUCGCUUGCUCCUCACCAUGAUCCGUCUUCAUUCACCUACUCUCUUCUCUUGCCUGCCCGGGCCCUGCGAAGCCGCUGACCCCGCUGCGCUGCCCGCGGCCCGGCGCGCGCCGCGGGGCCGGGGGGCGCGGGGGCGCGGGGGCGCGGCCGAGGGGGCGCGGGGGGGCGGGCAGGCCGCCGGUUCCCCCAGGCCAUUCAUCGUGGGCGUGAAGAAGGGCGGACGCGGGGCGCUGCUCGAGUUCCUGCGGGCGCACCCCGGGGGUGCGGGCGUGGGCGCGGAGCCCAUUUCUUCGAACAGGUGCUACGAGAAGGUGCGCUGGUACAGGAGCCUGAUGCCAAGGACUCUGGAGGGGCAGAUCACCAUGGAGAAGACCCCCAGCUACUUUGUCACCAAGGAGGCCCCUCGGCGCAUCUACAACAUGUCCCGGGACACGAAGCUGAUCGUGGUGGUUCGGAACCCGGUCACCAGGGCCAUCUCGGACUACACACAGACCCUCUCCAAAAACCCCUCCAUCCCCUCCUUCCAGGCCCUGGCCUUCAAAAACACCAGCACGGGACUGAUUGACACGAGCUGGAGUGCGGUGAGGAUCGGGAUCUACGCCAAGCACCUGGACAACUGGCUGCAGUACUUCCCCCUCUCCAAAUUCCUCUUCGUCAGCGGGGAGAGGCUCGUCAGCGACCCGGCGGGGGAGAUGGGCCGUGUCCAGGACUUCCUGGGCCUGCAGAGGGUGGUGACGGACAAACAUUUCUACUUCAAUGAGACCAAGGGCUUCCCCUGCCUGAAGAAGCCCGAGGGCAGCAAACCCCGCUGCCUGGGCAAGUCCAAGGGGCGGCCCCACCCCAGGAUCGACCCGCAGGUGGUGCAGCGCCUGCGCGAGUUCUACAGACCCUUCAACAUGAAGUUCUACCAGAUGACAGGGCAGGACUUUGGGUGGGACUGA